GGGGAGACGAAAUCAUGCGCGUCCAUAGGGCCGCCGAGGUCGGGGAUAGACUGCCUUGCGAGUUAAAAGGCGGCUUGACGGGAGUGGUAUUGGUAUCGGUAAGGACAAGGAGCUCCGUGGGUGCUGGGGAAGAGGAGAGGGGCACCGCAGGCACAUUUUCCUUGGAGUCUGUAUUCGCGGUGGGAGAGGACGGCGACCGUCUCUCGGCCCGCCACUUUUUCGAAUCGCGUGACCGUGGUUCGGACGAUGAAGAUGGUGGUGGUGUGUUGACCGACGAGAGCUUGCCCUCCAAGGCCUCAGAGAUCAUCGAUAGUGUUGAUUGGCUAGAAAAAAGACCAGCUGAUUCUGCUCUCGAGCUGUUCUCGACCGGUGUAUUUGUGUUAGCCGGUGAUGAUGAUGAGAAGAUGGCAGGCGUUGCGGACAUCUCCGCAAUAGAGUCCUUUGCCUCCAUUUUUGCAAAAUACUUGAACUGUCCUGGGGGGCCUAUUAAAUUGGGUGGUCAUCAGCUCUUGGACGAAUAUUUGGCCAAUGUUUGGCAGCAGCGUGAUCAAGCGUGGGGCGAGCGGUCCAUGAUUGAUGAAAAGAGCUUCCAGCUCAUGAAGUUGCUCUGGUGUAAACUUGAUUCACGACUAGAAUGUCCCGUGGAUGAGGCGGUCGCGUGGGCGGGAUGGAGGAUCGACGUGCUCGUUUCGACAUCGUCUAGGACCGCGUUAGACGCGUUUGUUAUCAGUGGAGUGGUGUUAUUCGUGUAUAGAGACUCCAUUAUGGGUGAUAGUUCACGUCAAUUAGUCGCUUUCCGGCCAAUGCUGGAGGCAAGCAGGUCGUGA
Molecule: messenger RNA, 827 nt
Organism: Acaulospora colombiana
Lineage: Eukaryota; Fungi; Glomeromycota; Glomeromycetes; Diversisporales; Acaulosporaceae
Source: the annotation of a GenBank genome assembly